Messenger RNA from Branchiostoma floridae (Florida lancelet), 3420 nucleotides. RefSeq names its product malignant fibrous histiocytoma-amplified sequence 1-like. NCBI's taxonomy places the organism in Eukaryota, Metazoa, Chordata, Leptocardii, Amphioxiformes, Branchiostomatidae. The record is from RefSeq and is a predicted model, not a curated record. The coding region runs from base 55 to 3420 and encodes 1121 amino acids. The transcript has 7 exons. Gene Ontology annotation, molecular function: protein binding.
CAGCACAAACCAACUUCACUCCCAUAGCAAGAAGGAGGUGUCGACCAACUAAAAAUGGCACAAGGAAAGGGGGCGAGCCGCCAGGCGUACUUUCUCACCGACCCAAACAAGUACGGCCGCUUCAAGAAAAUGUCGCGAAUCGUCCUCACCCACCCCAACCCUGACGCCACGCCGGUCCGGAACCAGUCCCUUGUCACCAGCGACAUCGCCUUGUUCACAAAUCUGACAACUAUGACAAUCUGCAAUAACACUUUGACUGGGAAGUCGUUGAGAAAUAUCUGCCUCUGCCCUACGUUGUCCACAGUUACGGUCAACAACUGUGCGGUGCCAUAUUUACCGGGGCAGAUGGCUAAACUAGAGCGGCUCGAACAUCUCGACGUGAGUUUCAAUGAAAUCACGUUCAUCCCGGAUGCCGUUUGCAAACUUCCCAAGCUUAAGACUCUCAAGGCACGCGGGAACAGGGUAACCACCUUGAAGAGCAUCAAGUCUCUCAGACAUUCCAACAUGACCCUUCUUGACUUGAGCGAGAACUUCGUCGAAACCGUCGCCCCGAAAGACAACCAAUCACCAACAUUGAGAGAUCUCGAUCUCUCGUCCAAUAGACUGCGGUCUUUCUCCAUGAAAGCGAGCGACUGGCCCGAGUUAAGAAGUUUGAAUUGUUCCGACAACAAGAUGACGAGCUUUACUAUCAUGUUCAGGGUACGAAAGGCAGGGGAGGGGAAGCUUAACAGGUUGUUGCUAAGCAGCAACCGACUCAUAAAAAUCCCGAACACCGUGUACGAUCUACGCGGGCUGGAGAUUCUGGACAUAUCGAGUAAUCUCAUCGAUCUCGUUCCCGGGAAUAUCCGGGGUCUGAGCCACCUCUCGUCCCUCGACGUCAGUCGCAACAGACUCAAGGCAUUGACACUUGACAUUUUCUGCAUGCCGAACUUGACCUCGCUUGACCUCUCUCACAACAUGCUCGUCCGAGCGAACUAUGAUGCUCAAUCCGGGCCAGUGGGCGUUCAGCUGUCCGAGACUCUCAAAUCCUUGGACCUGAGCUACAAUAGGUUUCCUGAUAUCCCAAGCAUUGUCAUCUUGUUGCGUGGUUUAGAAGAGUUAGAUUUAAGCCAUAACGAAAUCACGAAGUCCGAACUUGAACUCCCAGAGAACGGCCCGGACAAGCGGAAUUCGAAAGAAGGAACCAAACUGAAGACUUUGAACUUGGGAGGAAAUAAACUACAAAACCUACCGCUUGUGUGGUGGUCUAAACUUUCCCAGCUGACGGAACUGGAUUUGUCCGGAAACGACAUCAGCGUGAUCCCGCCGGAGGUUGUCAACAUAUCACAGACCUGUAACGUCAACCUAGCCGGGAACCCCCUGCAAGAGCCUCCGUACAGCGUGUGUCGGUGGGGGUUUUCUGCUAUAGCGGAUUUCUACAAGGACUUGAGCGUAGGAGAGGACAACUUUUGCAGUAUGAACGUGAUGGUAGUCGGUGCCAGGGACUCCGGUAAGACGGUGUUGGUGCACGCCAUCAGGCGGAGUGAGGCACGGUUCGUGUCCUGGGUACCUCAACCCACCAUCGGCGUUGAGAUCACCGACUUCGAGCUCCAGAUGCCGGACCAGAACACGGACCAGAUGUCGGAGAUGGACGCGUUCCUCGGCCUGGCGUCCUCCAAGUGCCCGUGUGACAAGCUGAACGUAAGGACCUGGGACUUCUCCGGGGACCCCAGUUACAGCGGCUACUACAGGUUCCUGCCGGCCUCCACACGGCUGGUGCUCCUGGUCACCGAUCUCAGCAGGUUCUCACCGGACAGCUUCGCCGUCAACGUCGAGUCGUGGUUCACAAACGUGUCCAGUCGGUUGCGCAGCCCGAUUGUCAUCCCCGUGGCGACCCACCUGGACGCCAUUCCCGAAGAGAGUAUCAUCCAAUCCCGCUGCCGCACCCUGCUCAGGCUGCUGAUGGAACUCACACAGAGACGGGCGCUAGAGAUACGCACAGCUCUCAGCGAAGCUAAGGUCUCUCUCAACAUUCACGGCGGGGAGCUGGCGAGGGAAAAGGUCGCUGAGUUGGAAGGAAUCCUGAAGACACAACCUGUCGUGUAUUCCAGCGUCUUCUCCGUCAGCGCUAUCUCAGGCCGAGGGAUCGAGUCUCUCAAGCAAAUCAUCCGGAAAUGUGCAAUGAACCCGAAGAUGGUGCCCGAAGUCACCCGAACCUUGCCGAAGUCCUGGCUCGUCGUUCGCGACGGCAUCCGGAAGGAGAGCAUGCCCGUCGUCAACAUGCAGUACUUCAGAGAGUCGCUGUUGUCGCUCGUGCCUUCUGGCCUUAUCCAAUCACAGGUAAAGGUCAUCGCAACGUACUUCAAGGAGACCGGCGACGUCUUGUAUUUUCCCGACAUUCCUGGCAUGGAAGAUGACGUCAUUCUCCGCCCCUCUUGGUUGGUUGAGAAACUCAGCGCCGUCAUACGUCACGACAUGGAGAAGACGCUGUCGUGGCCACUUGAAGGUAAGAAGGAUUGUCUCAGAAAGCAGGGGGUCUCGAAGAAAGACUUCUUCAGGAUGCGUCGAGAGGUCUCAGAGAAAGCAUGGCUGGACUUCAGACUUGUGAAGUGUCUGUGGGAGGAGCCACCGGAGACAUACCACAGGGUUCUAAUGACCAUCAUCGAACAGUUCAGCUUGGGGUGCAAGGUCGUCGCCAUGGAAACGGUACAGCAAAUGUCGUCCGAUGUCCCCGACAAAGCGACGAAAGCGCGGGCAUUUGGACAGAAGGAAGCGGCGAAGGUCCUGUUCCCUUUCUACCUCUGGAGCGAGCGACCCGCGGACUUGAACCAAGCCUGGCCCAAGAAGUGUCCGCUGACGUCACAGGAAGUGAGCGUCACGUACCGGCUGCAGGGGUCCUCUACAACCGGCACGUUCCGCAGCCUUGUUGUCAGGUACCAUUUGAUCAAGCCAAAGUUGGAGUUCCUGCAGCUGUGGAGAGAUGGCGCUGUGUUCAAGCGGGAGGCCGACAACAGAGCCUUCACCUUCCUCAUGACCGUUGAGUCGGCCAGGGAGACAUCCGGGACCUUAACCCUGAGCGUGCGCACUGGGAAGGGACGGGAGGCGCUACAGGCGGUGUGGGAGGUCCUGCUGCCGCUGCUGAUGGAGGUGGAACGGCUGUUUGCUCAGCUGACAGGAGCAAGAGUGGACCGCUACAGCGCAUGCCCCAGGUGUCGCCAGCCGAGUUUCACCGGGCAGUGGACGCACCCGGAGGCCGCUCGGAUAUCCGGAGGGACGGUGUGCUCACACUGCAAGGACAGGGUAGAGUUAGGGUACCUGGUGCCGCCCAGGGAUGUGACGAGCGUGACAAACCCUGGAGGUGGAAGGACCGCUGUGGUAACCGAACCUGAAGACCCCAAACCUCACACGUCAGUGGACGGCAGUGUGGUAGAAACACAUUAG